Oncorhynchus mykiss (rainbow trout) is the source of this 5370-nucleotide messenger RNA. It is a transcript of the gene gabrb3, whose product is annotated as gamma-aminobutyric acid type A receptor subunit beta3. Lineage: Eukaryota; Metazoa; Chordata; Actinopteri; Salmoniformes; Salmonidae. The record is from RefSeq and is a predicted model, not a curated record. Gene Ontology annotation, cellular component: membrane. Gene Ontology annotation, biological process: monoatomic ion transmembrane transport. Gene Ontology annotation, molecular function: GABA-A receptor activity; extracellular ligand-gated monoatomic ion channel activity.
UAUAUAUUUCCGUUUAGUGAAUUGUUGCUAGCUUGCCCCCGAGUCAAUAUGAAUUCUGCUGUUCUACCAAUCAGCAAAACGCUCCAACGAGCUCGCAAACUGAAGUAUCACGUAACCAGGUCCAUUUAGCUGCUCUGUCAUACAGAGAGCCAGUUUCUUCAGACUCCGGACAACCUGGUAUGAACCAGUGGUGGUGGUGAGUCUCGUCUAAGGGAGAGGAAAACCUGGCAAACACCUGGUAACAACAUGGAUAAUGUAGGCUAGAUGAGUUUUGCGCACUCGGAAACGAAUUGGUCUUUAAUUCAACCCUCCCCCCCCAAAAAACCACAGAAGUGACAUUUGGACUUCUACAUUGCCGUGGGUGUGAUAGUCUAAUAACCAAUGAAUGCCACGGCUUGGAUAAUGGAGGUUUGGAUGAGUUCAAACCACGACGGGUCUCGCCGCCGCUACUGGUAACGGUUUAGGCAAAAUGUUUGGUGUUCACCUAAUGCGCGGUGCUAUAACAUCUUCCGAAAGAUUUCCGACUGAUGUGAAACAUUUCAACUGAUCUAAGAUAUCGGGAGCUGUUAGGUUAAUAUCAGAGAGCUGCUGAUCAAAUAUAGCCAUAGGUUUAUAACGUUUUUUUUUUUUUUACGCUGGAAAACCCGUUAAACACCUGUUUAGAGUCGAGACGCGUGAUCCUAUGUUGGAGAGAUCACAAGAAAUGUUUGGGUUGCAGAGAAGAGGGGAAUUUGACAUUCUCUCUGUGUCACUCAUAGUGGCGUUGGUGUGCUGUGCGCAGAGCGCCAACGAACCGGGGAAUAUGUCUUUCGUAAAGGAGACGGUGGACAAACUGUUAAAAGGGUAUGAUAUCCGCCUUCGACCAGACUUCGGAGGCAAACCGGUUUCUGUUGGCAUGAGUUUAGAUGUGGCAAACAUCGACAUGGUGUCAGAGGUCAACAUGGACUACACGUUGACCAUGUACUUCCAGCAGUACUGGAGGGACAAGAGGCUGGCGUACGCUGGGAUCCCCCUCAACCUGACCCUGGAUAACCGGGUCGCUGACCAGCUCUGGGUCCCCGACACCUACUUCCUCAAUGAUAAGAAGUCCUUUGUGCAUGGGGUCACCGUGAAGAACCGUAUGAUCCGACUGCAUCCGGACGGCACCGUGCUCUACGGACUGAGGAUAACAACGACGGCUGCCUGUAUGAUGGACCUGAGGAGAUACCCACUGGACGAACAGAACUGUACUCUGGAGAUAGAGAGCUAUGGCUACACCACAGAUGACAUCGAGUUCUACUGGAAAGGGGGGGAGAAUGCUGUGACAGGAGUGACUCGCAUCGAGCUGCCUCAGUUCUCCAUCGUGGACUACAAACUGGUUUCCAGGAAUGUGGUCUUUUCCACAGGUGCCUACCCACGUCUGUCUCUGAGCUUCAAGCUAAAGAGGAACAUCGGCUACUUCAUCCUGCAGACGUACAUGCCCUCCAUCCUGAUCACCAUCCUGUCCUGGGUCUCCUUCUGGAUCAACUACGACGCCUCCGCUGCCAGAGUGGCUUUAGGUAUCACCACGGUGUUGACCUUGACCACCAUCAACACCCAUCUGAGAGAGACGCUCCCUAAGAUCCCCUAUGUCAAGGCCAUAGACAUGUACCUGAUGGGCUGCUUCGUGUUCGUCUUCCUGGCUCUGCUGGAGUACGCCUUCGUCAACUACGUCUUCUUCGGACGGGGCCAUCGGAUGCAGAAGAAGUUGGCAGAGAAGGUCAACAAUGACAGGGCGGCCAAGUUCGACGGCAACAGGGUAACGUUUACCCCCUCAGAAAUGGUUGACUCUCAGGGCAACAUCCUCCUGACAACCCUGGAGAUCCACAACGAAGUUGGCGCCGGCAAUGAGAUCACAACCAGCAUCACCGAGACAACUACACGGAACUCCACCUCCAUGAUAUUCAACCAAUCAGGCCUCCAGUACCGAAAACCGAGUGCUCUGAGUGGCCGGGAGAGGAACGCCCAUGCUCACGUGAAGAAGACACGGCUACGCAGGCGGUCCUCUCAAUUCAUAAUCAAAAUCCCCAACCUGACGGACGUUAACUCCAUCGAUAGAUGGUCACGGGUUGUCUUCCCCUUCACCUUUACCCUCUUCAACUUCAUCUACUGGCUUUACUACGUGAACUAGUGGUCUUCAAGCCUCUCCUCAGGGACCCCCAGCCGUUCAUCUACUGGCUUUACUACGUGAACUAGUGGUUCUCAAGCCUCUCCUCAGGGACCCCCAGCCGUUAAAUUUUAGAUCCACUGAACUAAGUAACAGAAGGGAUUUUCACUCCUUAAACUUCUCUUGUUUCUCUAAAGAGUAAAGAAACCCAUCUGUAUUCGGAGGACAUAUGACUACGCAGUCCAUACUGAGUGCAGAGAAACACUACUACAACACUGAGUUGUGGGGUCUCUUGAACUGUACGUUCAGACGAGCAGAGACAGACGCUUUGUGGAAAUACUAUCCUUCUGAACACUCCUCUGUACAAACAAGAGGGGGACACAGUAAAUGGUAUGGGGUUUUCAGAAGCGUUAUUUACUUUGAUUUAUGCCAAUUAUUGUGACUCUACCCCCUUAUUUUAGUGUGAGAAAUUCAUUGAGCUAAAUUAAUUCAGUAUGCUAUUUAUCAUAGUAGCCCAUUAUAAACUGAAUGAGAAAUGAAUUCAGUGUGCUAUUUAUCAUAGCCCGUUAUAAACUGAAUGAGAAAUUAAUUCAGUGUGCUAUUUAUCAUAGUAGCCCAUUAUAAACUGAAUGAGAAAUUAAUUCAGUGUGCUAUUUAUCAUAGUAGACAUUAUAAACUGAAUGAGAAAUUAAUUCAGUGUGCUAUUUAUCAUAGUAGCCCAUUAUAAACUGAAUGAGAAAUUAAUUCAGUGUGCUAUUUAUCAUAGUAGCCCGUUAUAAACUGAAUGUGAAAUUAAUUCAGUGUGCUAUUUAUCAUAAUAGCCCGUUAUAAACUGAAUGAGAAAUUAAUUCAGUGUGCUAUUUAUCAUAAUAGCCCGUUAUAAACUGAAUGAGAAAUUCAUUCAGUAUGCUAUUUAUCAUAGUAGGCCAUUAUAAACUGAAUGAGAAAUUAAAUGCACAGCCUUUGAGUCAGGAUAUGUCUGGUUUAUCUGUUGGGAUAUUACCAUUCCAGUCAUGUCUAUGUUCUAUGGACUGUCAGCACAGGAUCAUAUGUAAUGUAUAGGGUUGCAUAUGAGCUGAAUAUUAUAGUCAUGAAUAGUCAUUAACAGUCAUGAAUAACCAUGAAUAGUCAUUAACAGUCAUGAAUAACCAUGAAUAGUCAUGUACUGAAUCACUUUUGGAUACUAAUUCCAUUGGCUUGGGUCUGACUAUUCUGCAAACGAUUUACUUAAAAAAUAUAUAUAUAAGUGCUAAAGUAACCUCUAUGUUAUCUUGAUCUAUAUUUCACUGUACAUUGGAGGCAACGUAAUGUCAACUCUGCUCUCACCAACCCACACCUCAGUAUCACUGUAGUUCAUAGGUCACGCCUAACAUCCACACUGCCAAGAUAAGCAUGUCAUGGAACCUGAAUCAUCCAUUUUUAUUCAUUAAACCAGACUUACUUUUAUUCAUUUUACAAUAAUCAAUGUAAGUCAUUUACCUUCCCUGAGUGAAAUUAUGUUUUCUGAUCACAAGAAAACGUGUGUUCCGAUCUGCUGUCAUGCAAUGCUCAAUCAAGGCUUUGAUGUGGGCCUUACAUGUGUUGGCAAUACAGUAGGCUCUGACCUUCGUCUGACCUAAACUGUACCCAUAUCUUUAUGAAUAGCCUAAUGAAUUUUGAAUUAUGUUAUUUUUUACAAUGUACAUACAUACCGUAGCCAUAGAAAACACAACUCAGGUUCUGAAUGGAGAGGUUCCUUAUCACAAUACACAUGAUCUAUUGUCUGAUUGUGUUAUUACACAGUAUUCCUAUACAUUUCCCUAUGAUUGGUUUAUAAUGUAGCCAUACUAUAUACUACACAUGACUACUGCUUUAUAAUUUCUCAGUGAAGUAUCCUGUCCUUUAAGAUCUCAGAGAACUGACACUAGGGGUUCUGCUCAUACACACUACAACAACAUCCCCCUGGUCCAAGACAGACAUCGCACAUUAGAGGCUCUGUAUAGGGAAUAGGGUGCUGUUUGAGAUGCAGACUUUACACUAGACCACCCUACAGAGAGUCUAGGCCCCCCUACAGAGAGUCUAGACCCCCCUACAGAGAGUCUAGGCCCCCCUACAGAGAGUCUAGGCCCCCCUACAGAGAGUCUAGGCCCCCCUACAGAGAGUCUAGGCCCCCCUACAGAGAGUCUAGGCCCCCCUACAGAGAGUCUAGGCCCCCCUACAGAGAGUCUAGGCCCCCCUACAGAGAGUCUAGGCCCCCCUACAGAGAGUCUAGGCCACCCUACAGAGAGUCUAGACCCCCCUACAGAGUCUCUACCACCCUACAGAGAGUCUAGACCCCCCUACAGAGUCUCUACCACCCUACAGAGAGUCUAGGCCACCCUACAGAGAGUCUAGGCCACCCUACAGAGAGUCUAGGCCACCCUACAGAGAGUCUAGACCCCCUACAGAGAGUCUAGACCCCACUACAGAGAGUCUAGGCCACCCUACAGAGAGUCUAGGCCAACCUACAGAGAGUCUAGGCCACCCUACAGAGAGUCUAGGCCACCCUACAGAGAGUCUAGGCCACCCUACAGAGAGUCUAGGCCACCCUACAGAGAGUCUAGGCCACCCUACAGAGAGUCUAGACCCCCCUACAGAGAGUCUAGACCCCCCUACAGAGAGUCUAGACUCCCCUACAGAGAGUCUAGACCCCCCUACAGAGAGUCUAGACUCCCCUACAGAGAGUCUAGACCCCCCUACAGAGAGUCUAGACCCCCCUACAGAGAGUCUAGACCCCCCUACAGAGAGUCUAGACCCCCCUUCCAUAGAGUCUAGACCCCCCCUAUGGAGAGUCUAGACCCCCCUUCCAUAGAGUCUAGACCCCCCUUCCAUAGAGUCUAGACCCCCCUAAAGACUCUAGACCCCGAAACAGAGAGUCUAGACCACCCUACAGUCCAUACCCCCCUACAGAGAGUCUAGACCCCCCUACAGAGAGUCUAGACCCCCUACAGACAGUCUCAUUUUGAGUGUGAUUCCAUAUUUAGGCUAGUUGAGCUGGGAGCAUUGAGCAUGAUUGCAGAGAGUAAGCAUGCCAUAGAACCCUAAUCAUCUGUUUUUAUCCAUAACAGAGACUUACCUUCAUUCAUUUCACAUAAUCUUAAUCAUUAACUUCCCUGAGUGAGUAGGACAUGAAAACACUUUUAAAUUAAACUUAGUGUUUAAAAAAACAUUAUGAAACAUGCAUACAAAUGGUUAUUUUGUCAAUAGUACAACAAUUUGAAUAAAGA